ACGAUUUAAGAUACUAUCUUUAUUUAAACUAUCUAUAUUUAAAUCGUGGUCAUAGAAUAUUCUGUGGUAAUGAUAAGUACCACAUUUUUACGUUAUUGUGAUUACAAAUUUAUGUUUAUUGUUUGGUCUGUCCGUGCCGUUUGUAACGUUUACUCGUGACUCCUUUGCACUUAAGACCUUAACGCUGUUUUUGUAUUUUGAAUUUGUUUGUUUGAUCGAAAUUUUAUAUUUUUCAAACUAACUGUUUUAUUCUGUGCUAUCAUCAUGGUGAAUUUAUGCAUUGUGAAAGAUUGCAAUAAUUCUAGUAAGUUGACUUUGCAGAAGUACAAACUAUUUAAGGUACCUAAAGAUGAAUUACGUCGUAAGAAUUGGCUGAUAAAUUGCAGUCGUCAAGACUUAUUAGGAAAAUCAUCAGAUCACCAUCGGGUGUGUUCAGACUAUUUUGAGGACAAAAUGUACUCAAAUCCUAAUAAAACAGUUUUAUUGCCUACUGCUGUUCCUACCGAUUUGUCAAUGAUCAUUAAAGAACAUAGUUGCAGAGCUUCAUGUGUUGAUACUAGUAUAUCAGAUCCAUUAUUAUUUAAUAAUUCAGUUGCCACGAGUACUCCAACAAAACAAAAGGAGUCAAUUUAUAUUUCUUGUUCACUAUCUCCAAGUUCAUCAUAUUCUGCUGAUUGUUCGAUCUCCUCAUCUACUCAAACUAUACAAAUUCUCUCAUUACAUACCCCAAGAAAGAAAAAGUAUAGAGCUGAACUUUGAGAAAUUAAAAAUAAAUACGAACAAUUAGAACAGAAAAUUAAUGCGUUGAGUGAAGAAGUAACUAUGAAAAAUAGUGCAAAUGCAAUAGACGUGACUUCAGUUGAAUUGUUUAACAGAGUAGUUGAAGCACAUUUACCUCCUAACAUGUGCAUGGUUAUAAAACAGUAUGUUGAAAUGGGUAAGAGAAAACCUCAGGGCUACCAUUAUUCAAGUCAAAUUAAGUAGUUGGCACUAACUAUAUAUUUUUUUUGUCCGUGUGUGUACACAUUUUUAAAAUCAUUACAGUCAACUCGCGAUAUAACGAAUUUCAAGGGACCGAGAAA
Messenger RNA from Acyrthosiphon pisum (pea aphid), 1082 nucleotides. RefSeq lists its product as uncharacterized. The transcript has 4 exons. Bases 265 to 759 code for a protein of 164 amino acids. Gene Ontology annotation, molecular function: sequence-specific DNA binding. The record is from RefSeq and is a predicted model, not a curated record. NCBI's taxonomy places the organism in Eukaryota, Metazoa, Arthropoda, Insecta, Hemiptera, Aphididae.